AUUCACCGUCUGUUGCCGCCCGCGAUUCAUCUCCACUGUCGACCACCUCAACCGUCCAUUAUGGUACCCUGCUAGGACCAAGGUCUACUAUCAGACUAACAGUCGAGAAGUCACUUUUUAAUUUGUUCGUCAAGCACUUAGGGCAGCUGCAUCACCCCAAGACGAAGACGAAGAACAUAUCGUCUCAGCCGCAGCCAUUACCAGCAAACAAACAACAUCACCACCCACACAAUAUCCACCGAGACCACAACAAUGGCAUCCCAGCCCAGCCUACCAGGCUCACCAAAGUCUGGGGGCCCUCUCAAUCCAAUAUCACCAGGCCGGGCCAACCACCAACGCGAACCGACCUUCAUGAGCUCCCUGCGAAGCGAGUUGCGCGACAGCUCCGUCCACGAUAAGAUCAGCCAAUUCAACACCCUCGCCACUCAGUCCAAGACUCUCGAGCGGAAGACCGCCGAUGCCGCCCUCAAGCGCGCCAUGCUGGGCCGGGAAGAAGCCGAGUCCGAGAUGCGUCGCUACCGAGAGGAGAACAAGGUCCUUCGCACACAGCUCGACAAGGCGAAGGACCGCGAACACAGAGUCAGCGAACGACUCGAAGCUGUCAUGGAGCAAUACGGCCGUGCCAAAGAAACCUACGCACAUACCAAAGCCGCCUUCGAAAAAGAAAUCAAAGCCGCCCGGAAGAAGAUUUUCAAAAACGACGCCACCAUCAUAAAGCUCCAGGAAGAGGUCAAGGCCGCCCGCGACGGAUGGCGAACGGCCUCCGACCACCUCGACGAAGAGAAGGCCCGGAGCAAGAAACGCGAACAAGAAGCCUUCGAAGCCCGGUACCACAUGGUCGCCCUCGAAGAACGGCUCGGCGAAGCCCUCGAGCGCAUCAAGGUGCUCGAGCAGGAGCGCGACGCGCUCAAGACCCUCGCCCAGGAAGAAGAAGUCGCCCGCAUCGCCGCCGAGGGCCGCAUCCCGCUCCCCCCAACCCAGAACCAGGACGACGAGUUUGCGUCCCCUCGUAAGAAGAGGCAGCGCGUCUCGCUCUCGUCUGCCGAAGUGCUGUCCUCGGCCGCCGGCGAGGAGGAGAUGGAGGAGCUCAGGCGCCAGAUGCACUGGGAGCGCCGGCGGGCGGAACGGGCCCAUGCGUUUAUUGAUUUCCUGCAGGCGGAGUGCCACUUGCGUACCUGCCCGGCUGCUAAGCAUGCGAGACAAAAGCGCCAGUCUCUUCGGUCGCCGCAUCGCGUUCUGGUCUCGCCUCGGGAGAUUGUGAACCAGAAUUACGAGAUGGCUCUUGAUCUGGCGCCGGCAUACACGAUAUCUCCACGGUUUGCAUCGAAUCAUCCUCACGAUGCCGAGGAGGCAGAACAGACCGAACAGACCGAACAAACCGGAAACACCGAACCAACCGAAUCCGUCUGCAACAAGCCCACGCUACCGAGUCUGAAGAGGCCCAGGGAGGAACCCAGACGGAGCACCAUCUUCUGCCCCGAAGAGGGCAUUUUCCGCACCGUCUCGCAGGAGGAGGCGGAGGCCAUGCAAUCGGCCACCCAGAAGAGCAGCGGGGACGACGACCAGAGCGAGGGCCCUCCGACACCGGCAGACCCCGAACAAGAGAGGAUGUACGCUCGCACCCCGUCCGUCGAACCCCCUUCAUUCGCCCUGCUCGCCCAGGAGCGCAUCUCCCUCGCCUCCCUCCUCAACGCACCACACGGCAUCACCGCCCGCUCUUCUCCCGUCCCAGAGAGGACGACACCGCCGUCUCCCCAAGGCGACCCGGCGCCGGCGGCACCAGUGUACGGGACCGAGACGACCACCACGACGGUGCCCCUCCGCGACGAUAGCGUCGUCGGGCCCGCGGCGCGGUUCCAGCGCUCCCGCACCCCGUCGAGCGACUGCCACGAGUCCUUUGACGUCAACAACCCGGCCAUGACGCCUACGAUUUCGCGCGAGGAGGCCCUGGCCCGGAUCCGCGAGAGGAGGGGUCGUGCGCGCAGCGCGGCGCAGGGGGGCGUGACGCCGCGACGGCUGGGGACGCAGAGCGCGGCGGGGGAGAGGCGUGAUUUGAGCGCGCCUACCGGGGCUGCUUCGUCUGCUUCUGUGCCGAGGGCGAUCAGCCGAGCGGCUGGGCGCGUGAGGAACGUGCGAUAGAGCUGGGAG
Sodiomyces alkalinus F11 is the source of this 2148-nucleotide messenger RNA. RefSeq lists its product as hypothetical. Bases 253 to 2139 code for a protein of 628 amino acids. NCBI's taxonomy places the organism in Eukaryota, Fungi, Ascomycota, Sordariomycetes, Glomerellales, Plectosphaerellaceae. The record is from RefSeq and is a predicted model, not a curated record. The transcript is spliced from 2 exons.